AUGUCAACAAAACCGUACCCAUCCAGAAAAAAACGCAAGCGUACGGAGCGGACGUAGGCCAACAUAAUUUUUGCUCGCUUUUCCCCCAUGCUUAAGUUUUAUCAAGAAAAAUUAGCCUAGAUUUCUUCAAUUGGUGUAUUAUCCUCUGAAUUUUGCAUCUGGUGUUCGACGUCAGUUAAAUAAAGAUGGAGUGUGCUACUAUGAGAGAAGAAAGCUGCUGUGCUGGGCCUAGCAGGCUACCAGCUGAUGAUAAACCACAGGAAGUCAAGGUUGGCAUUACUCAGAAUCGUGCUGAGCUGAUGAGCCAAUGGGCAGACACUGUCAAGAAAGUUGUCUUCAUUGUGGGAGGGGCCAUCAUUGUCUUUGCUGCAGCAUGUAACUCCCUCACCUGGCAUCUUGAGUCAUUCUGGGGUGCUUCCGGUGACUUCUGGAACCGACAGUGGAUGAAGAUCUACAACUUGUUUGGCGGCAAUCUCUUCAUGCUUGGAGUAGUAGGUACUGAGUUGAUUACCUUUACGUUCUACUGGCUGUUCAAUGCAUUCUUCCUGUUUGUUGAUGUGACUGGUCGACCAGCCUUCAUUCUCAAAUACAAGAUACAGGAAGAUCAGAACACACCGGUUCCCUGGCCCAAGUUGAAGAAGGCCCUGCAGACUGUGCUCUUCAACCAGGUCUUUGUCAACAUCCCCUUUGCAUUGGUACUGUACUUCUUGAUGCAGUGGCGUGGUUGCAAUAUCAGUGCUGACCUGCCAACAUUCAAAUGGGUCCUGGUGGAGAUGGGUGUCUUCCUGAUCUUUGAGGAGAUCGGAUUCUACUACUUUCACAGACUCCUGCAUCACCCACGAAUGUACAGACAUUUCCAUAAGAAGCACCAUGAGUGGACGGCACCUAUUGGAGUGACAGCCAUCUAUGCCCAUCCAUUGGAGCAUAUCCUUGCCAACAUGCUUCCACCAAUCAUUGGCCCCAUUCUGAUGGGAUCUCAUGUGUCUGUGUUGUGGGUAUGGUUCAUGAUGGUGGAAGGCUCUGCCAUUGUUGCUCACUGUGGCUAUCAUCUCCCACUCCUGCCAUCGCCAGAGGCUCAUGAUUUUCACCAUUUGAAGUUUACCAACUGUUUUGGCACCUUGGGAUUUCUGGAUCGUCUGCAUGGAACCGACAAUCUCUUCCGUGAGAGCAAGAAUUACUCGCGCCACAUCCUACUUCUUGGUAUUGUGCCCCUGUCUCAAACCAUCCCAGAUGAUCUGAAGGGCAAACGCAAGGCUUUGGAAAGCAAGAAAACAGACUAAAUCUGACAGUAAAGAAUCAUGAUAUGUUUGAUGGGGGUGCUGGGCAUUGUCAAACAGGAGCAAGUCUAAUCAAGAACCAUUGGUCAACUAGAGGUUGCUUUGUAGCAACCAUGUAGGGGAGACACAGCACACAUAGGAUCCAAAGUAUACACAAUCAAUUGUAUUCAGAUUGUACAUAAACCCAUAUCUCCAAACCUGAUGAAGAAGACAAGGUACAUGACAAGUCAGGACCAACAGCUACCCGGCAUAUUAACACUGUGCACUAGAUGGAAUUCAAAUAUGACUACCCCACAUAGCAAAAGUAAGUUGAAAUAGGUACCCUGCACCAAUAGACCACCAUCAGAAUUCCAAACCAGAAAUACAUACUUGUACUACUAUCUGUACAUUACAGGAUUUGUUUCAUUGCCUAGCACCCCCAUGAAGUUUGCUAGAAAAUAUGAAGAAAUGAUGGCAUCUGUUACUGUCAUUAGCAAAUCUAACGUUAUCUUUUGACAGAAGAACACAGAUGUAGAUGUUAUAAAGUGGCAUGUACAGCCUCAUGUAAGAAUAAGCAUCCUAUUCAACUAAGGUCAGGUUUGUCCUCUGUGGUAAACCUGUUUUCUUAAAUUGGUAAAUAGCGCUUAAUUGUAGAAAAAAAGAAAAAAAAAGAAAAAGUCUGUGAAGUUGACGGACCAAGUUAUUGGUUAAAAUAUAGAAAAUAGUCAUUCUCAACAAAAAGGACAUGUUUGCAUAAAUGAUACGAUAUACAUGUUCAUUUACAUAUUACUUUGGAAAAGGAUGGAUCUUACCGUAGUUGUGUCAUUCAUGUAUGAAAAAGUACAUGUGCAUGCUAUAUUGUAAAUUGUUUUCCUAUUUAAAUUCUUAUUUUAAUUCAUAUAUAUAAUUAUGUAGUGCUGCUAUAUUUAUCAUCCACAUGCAUUCUUGUAGUUUAUGCCAUUAACUCUUGUGGCUUUUUCAUUUGAAAGAGUUUUAAGGGCAUUCUUACAUUUAAAGUUCACGUACUUGAAAUGUACCCAUUCACUUUAAUUAUAUCCAUACAGAGACAGCUGUUUUUUACCCAAUACAAAAAAAAAACCGGUUAAUAUUUAAAUUGUUAUAUUAUCCAUAUACAUGUACAGUAGUUAGAAUAGUUCAUGGCAAAACACUUGACACUGUGACGUACAUGUUAAUUUUGUGGUUUUCCAUAAUGAGAACUAUUAAUUCAGGAAAAUUUUAAAGCAAAACAAUAUUGAAACUGGAUGGAGAAACAGUUUCACAACCUACCGGCAGCUGGGUGCUUGAAAAGGCGUGGGGAUCCUCCCUUCUGUUGUUCUCUUAAUCACUGAACAGCUGAGCUGCUGAGCUGAGCGUAGUGUAGGGGAGUUUUGAUUGACCCUACAAAUGGCCUAUUAGUUUUGCAACAUUGAGGGAUUUUAAAAAAGGUGUUUUUUUCAAAGGAAUGUCCAGUGGCGUUAGAGUGUAAAAAAAAAAAAAAAAAAGCCCCAGAAACAUUAACAGCUGUACCUGGUCUUCAUAGUCAGGAACAGAUAAUACAAUUUUCUUUUACCUUACAAAUGGAAUUUGCUGUGCACAAAUGACCAGUUUUCAAAUACACUCAAAUGUACAGUAAGUGUUGAUGGAUUUUAUUGUGACAAGACUUGUUUUGGUUGUUUUGGUUUGUUGCAGUGCAGUGUGGCUGAACAUUAUGCUAUAAACAGCAGUGUGCAUGUAUGCAAUGUGAUAAUAUAUUUUAAAGAAGGUAAGACUGGUGUUGUUACUGUAGCUACAGAGUAGAUUUACUGAUGUCAGGAAAUUUGCAGCAUCAGAGCUUACUGUUUUUAACUAACUUGGGUCUAACAUAGUUUUAAAUUGAGUAUGACUACAUGCCAACUUGGGUUAAAUGAUUAAAGUUGUACGUGGGCAGGAUGUUUCAAGUCAUUGCUUUAUCGCAUUGGCAUAUAAAGCAGAGAUUUUGAUCUGAAUAUGUGAAGUACAUGUACGCAUGUACAUCCAUAGAAAUAUUUCUUAACAAUUAGGAAUGAUAUUUCCAUGAUACAAAAUUGUAUUAAUAUCAGCUUUAGAUUUUAUUAAUAUUUAUCAGCACAACAAUGCAAAGAAUAUUGUGUGAAAUAAUAUACAUGUAGGUAUGAAAUAAGCGUUCGUUAUUUAAUCCUAAUAUUAAGUUGCAUGAUAUGAAGAUAAAACUAUGUAAAUAAGCAAACUCUAUUCCUUCCUGUCCAGUUGGUUAAGUGACUUCAUCACACACGCACGCACAUUACUAGCGCCCAUUGGAUAAACAUUCACAUUGCGUCAACUUCCGGUCCAAUGGUUCCAAUGCUACUUAAUGUGCAGUGGGCGUAGUUCAAACUGAAGUGACGUCACACUAACAAACCAGAUAAAAGAGACAAUCAUUUUGAGGGGAUUGCUUUUCAAAACUAGGACCUAAAUUUACCAUAAUCAUAUUUGGUCCAAUUCCUCUUGUAUAAUUUUUUUUUUUUUUAGACAUUUCAUAGAAUAGUUGGGGUUACCUUGUUCAUGUUAUGUAGAUCCGACAUUCAGGGUUAAAAAAAGUGUGUGAUAGCCCUUAAUGUCAAACUUUACUCACUUCAUCUGUUUUGUGUAGUCAUAGUUAUGUUUGCAAUUACAUAUAUUUACUGUUGCAGUUGGUGGAUUUGCCAGGACAGCAGAAUAUUAUUAACUGUUCAUUUUUGCGACAAAAUAACCUACUAAUAAUGCAUAGUGUACUGUUUGUUGUAACACCAAAAAAAAAGCAAUGAAAUAUGGCAUCAUUAUGCUGCAAUACUGUGGUCUGCAAAAGGUUCUCAGAACCAAGACUAGUGGGUGGUAACAUGUUCUUAGAUUCAGAAAAAAAACAAAAAAAAAACUACUCGGCAGAUCAGUGGAAAAGGAGCAUUUUUGAUACCAGGUCGGCAGAGAGUUGUACUAGAUUCGAAAUGAAAUCAAUGGUACACGGUGGUCAGGUGUGGCUUUUCCCUGGGCAUUUUUCGUGUACACCCAUGGUGUGUACAGAGAUUGACACACUAUGCAUGUUCUUUUACUUGGUUUAAGAUGGUAUGCAAACAAAUAAAAUCAGUGUGUUGAGAUCCUCACUCAUUGAUGGACA
Molecule: messenger RNA, 4383 nt
Organism: Patiria miniata (bat star)
Lineage: Eukaryota; Metazoa; Echinodermata; Asteroidea; Valvatida; Asterinidae
Product: fatty acid hydroxylase domain-containing protein 2-like
Exons: 7
Coding region: 186-1280 (364 amino acids)
Biological process (GO): sterol biosynthetic process
Molecular function (GO): C-4 methylsterol oxidase activity; iron ion binding
Source: RefSeq, a predicted model, not a curated record